This is a messenger RNA of Eucalyptus grandis, 858 nucleotides long. Its product is annotated as high mobility group B protein 3. NCBI's taxonomy places the organism in Eukaryota, Viridiplantae, Streptophyta, Magnoliopsida, Myrtales, Myrtaceae. The transcript is spliced from 8 exons. The record is from RefSeq and is a predicted model, not a curated record. The coding region runs from base 170 to 634 and encodes 154 amino acids.
CAGCAGAGCACAUCUUAAACACUCUCUCUCUCUCUCUCUUUCUCCCUCACACACACACACAAAUACACAAAGCACAUCUAGAACUCGCACACGCACGCUCUCUCGCUCCUUCUCUCUCUCUCUCUCUCUCUCUCUCUCCCUCGCAGGCCCUAAGCUUACAGGUUCCGUCAUGAAAGGAGGCAAGGCGAAGGCGGAGACGACCAGAGUCGACGCCAGUUUGAAGAGGAAAGGCGCCGGGACGCAGCGAGCUGGGAAGAAGACGGCGAAGAAGGAGAAGGCUGUGAAGGAUCCUAACAAGCCGAAGAGGCCUGCCAGUGCAUUCUUCAUCUUCAUGGAAGAUUUCAGGGUGCAGUAUAAGCAGAAGCAUCCUAACAACAAGUCCGUUGCUGCGGUUGGUAAAGCUGGUGGAGACAAGUGGAAAUCCAUGUCAGAAGCUGAGAAAGCUCCUUUUGCAGCAAAGGCAGAGAAAAGGAAGGAUGAGUACAACAAGAAGAUGAAUGCUUAUAACAAAAAAUCAGCUGAAGGAACCAAUGGUGCCGAUGAUGAAGAGUCUGACAAGUCAAAAUCUGAAGUCAAUGAUGAGGAUGAUGAGGAUGGAGAUGACAGUGCGGAGGAGGACGAGGAUGACGACUAAGUCACUAUUACCCUCGAGGAGUAUGUGUAAACUGUUACGCCAACAAGCAACAAAAAAUUUCUGUCAUUUUGGACAUGUAGUUGUUUGCCUUGAUGAUAAUUAGGUGAACAGUGAUUGGCUUGAGUAUCUUCUGAAACUUAAAUAGCGAUGUAGUUAGUUGUUUAUGCUGAUUUUAGCUGAAGCUUGUUUCUCUGAUCUCAUAUAUUUAAGCUUCUUUGCACUCA